Molecule: messenger RNA, 1100 nt
Organism: Sesamum indicum (sesame)
Lineage: Eukaryota; Viridiplantae; Streptophyta; Magnoliopsida; Lamiales; Pedaliaceae
Product: protein BUD31 homolog 2
Biological process (GO): mRNA splicing, via spliceosome
Cellular component (GO): nucleus; spliceosomal complex
Source: RefSeq, a predicted model, not a curated record
UUCUUCUAGACUCGCAUCAGCCUAAAUUGAGUUCAAAACCUCAGAACGCGAUUUUCUUCUCCUUCCCCAAUUCAUUUCCUCUGACGCGGCUCCCAAAUCUCUCCUUCUCUCUGUUGUAACUCGAAGUUUCAGUUGCUUUGUGGCCUGGCCGCUGGAGGUCCCUAAUUUGCUCUGGUGAUCCCGUCUGCGCCCUGCAAUUUGUUGGAAUCACUCAUUUUUUAGCAUAUCUUAUCAUACUGUAUUUCAAUCUAUAAUAGAAAAUCAUGCCCAAGGUGAAGACUAACCGGGUAAAGUACCCAGAGGGAUGGGAGUUGAUUGAACCUACUCUACGGGAACUACAAGCAAAGAUGAGAGAAGCUGAGAAUGAUCCUCAUGAUGGAAAAAGGAAGUGUGAGGCCUUGUGGCCUAUUUUCAAAAUAGCCCAUCAGAAGAGUCGAUACAUCUUUGACCUUUAUCAUAGGAGGAAGGAGAUCUCAAAAGAAUUAUAUGAGUUCUGCAUGGAUCAGGGAUAUGCAGAUCGUAAUUUAAUCGCAAAGUGGAAAAAGCCUGGUUAUGAAAGGCUGUGUUGCUUGAGGUGCAUGCAGCCUCGGGACCAUAACUUUCAAACUACUUGUGUUUGCCGAGUGCCCAAGCAUUUGCGAGAGGAGAAAGUUAUAGAAUGUGUGCAUUGCGGUUGCAGGGGUUGUGCAAGUGGAGAUUAAGGAGUGCAUUUCAACCAGCAAGUUGAAGCUGAAUGUAUCUGUAUCAUGCAUUUUAACUGAUGAUGUCAAAGAGGCUUCACAUCUUCUGGACAAAGGAGCUUUGAAUGCUAUUUGUUGACUCUGUUGUGCAAGCUCAUGAACUCAAAGUCAUGCCUGCUUUUUCCAUAUCUCUUUACAACUUACUGUAUCCGUAUGGCAAUAUAACGAACAUGGCUGUUCUUGUAUCUAAUUCAUGACGGGAUUGCAGAAUUUUUACAUGCACUUUCCUUAAUGACAUAGUCAGGGGGCAAAGAUUUUAAAGGUACUCAGUUUUGUGGGUAUCAACAUAACUGAUCUUUUGCCUACAUUUGUAAACAGUUCUCACUCUUCAAUCUCAAUUUUGUUUAAGCGAUCGACAAA